Erythranthe guttata (spotted monkey flower) is the source of this 1735-nucleotide messenger RNA. Its product is annotated as sugar carrier protein C. The record is from RefSeq and is a predicted model, not a curated record. Gene Ontology annotation, biological process: monosaccharide transmembrane transport. Gene Ontology annotation, molecular function: monosaccharide transmembrane transporter activity. NCBI's taxonomy places the organism in Eukaryota, Viridiplantae, Streptophyta, Magnoliopsida, Lamiales, Phrymaceae. Gene Ontology annotation, cellular component: membrane.
GUUUGUUCUUUUCAUAGUUUCACUUUCUGUAAGAAAUAAAAAAAAAAAAAUGGCGGGUGGUGGUGGUUUCGGCCCAGGCCCCGGAACUGGGAAACAGUACCCCGGAAAUCUGACGGCGUACGUCAUGGUGACGUGUGUCAUUGCGGCCAUGGGUGGUUUGAUUUUCGGCUACGACAUCGGAAUUUCUGGUGGGGUGACGUCGAUGGAUUCGUUCCUGGAGAAAUUCUUUCCGGCGGUGUACAAGAAGGAGAAAGCGGAUGACUCGACGAACCAGUAUUGUAAAUUCGACAGUGUUACGCUGACUCUGUUUACAUCGUCUUUGUAUUUGGCGGCGCUUUUGUCGUCGAUUGUGGCUUCGACGGUGACCAGAAAACUUGGGAGGAAACUGUCGAUGCUGUUCGGCGGCGUUCUUUUCUGCGCCGGAGCUUUGAUUAAUGGUUUUGCUCUGAAUGUUUUGAUGCUUAUUGUCGGCCGUAUUCUCCUCGGUUUUGGUAUUGGGUUCGCCAAUCAGUCAGUGCCACUGUACCUGUCGGAAAUGGCACCAUACAAAUACAGAGGAGCACUGAACAUCGGAUUCCAGCUCUCCGUAACAUCCGGAAUCCUCGCGGCCAAUCUCCUAAACUACGGAUUCGCCAAAAUCAGCGGCGGAUGGGGCUGGCGGCUGAGCCUCGGCGGCGCAAUGGUCCCCGCCCUAAUCAUCUCCGUCGGCUCCCUACUCCUCCCCGAAACCCCAAACUCCCUAAUCGAGCGCGGCAGACAAGACGAAGCCCGAUCCAAACUCAAGCGAAUCCGAGGCUUAUCCAAUGUCGACGAAGAGUUCUACGAUUUGGUCGCCGCCUGCGAGGCCUCCAUGAAAAUCGAGCACCCGUGGCGGAACCUCCUCCGCCGGAAGUACCGCCCCCACCUCACCAUGGCGAUCGCGAUCCCCUUCUUCCAGCAGUUCACCGGGAUCAAUGUCAUCAUGUUCUACGCGCCUGUACUUUUUAAGACGAUAGGGUUUGGCGGUGAGGCAUCGUUGAUCUCUGCCGUCGUCACCGGCGGGGUCAAUGUUUUGGCCACCGUUGUUUCUAUUUAUGGUGUUGAUAAGUGGGGUAGAAGGUUCCUUUUUCUUGUUGGGGGUAUCCAAAUGCUCAUAUGCCAGGUUGUGGUUGCAAUAUGCAUUGGACUGAAAUUCGGCGUGGACGGAAACCCGGGGGCGUUGCCGGAGUGGUACGCGGUGGUGGUGGUUUUGUUUAUAUGUAUAUACGUGGCCGGAUUUGCGUGUUCGUGGGGACCGCUGGGGUGGUUGGUGCCGAGCGAGAUUUUUCCGUUGGAAAUUCGAUCGGCCGCGCAGAGUUUGAACGUUUCGGUGAACAUGAUUUUCACGUUUAUAGUUGCGCAGGUUUUCUUGACAAUGUUGUGCCGUUUGAAGUUCGGGCUGUUCUUGUUCUUCGCGUUCUUUGUGGUGGUGAUGACUUUUUUUAUAUAUUUUUUCUUGCCGGAGACGAAGAACAUUCCGAUUGAGGAGAUGGUGGUUGUGUGGCAGAAGCACUGGUUCUGGUCGAGGUUCGUCGCUGAGGAUGAUCGGAAUAAUGGGUCGGUUGAGAUGGAUAAUAAUGGAGGAGAUAAGAGCCGGAAAGUAUGAUUUAUUAGUAUGAUGGUAAAAGUAAAAAAGGCUGGAUAAUUAGUAUAAUGUUUCGUUAAUUAUAAGUAAAUUGUUGAUGAUUCUAUUGAGAGAUUUUCUUUAUUUUAAAUU